UCUACAAUCUGGUGCGUGUACAACUCAACUCAAUUCAUCGUGUUUGCAUCAACUCAAUCCAACUUAACGCUACGACAUCUCGCGUUAUAUCGUUGGCAAUAGUGGUCUCCGACAUCACCCUCUCAAACGAACCCGAACAAUAUUCGCUACAAAAUUUUGGUGCCCGAGGUGAGGUACGAUGACGAGCAGUAUUAUUGUCAGUAUUCAAUCAGCAAAAAACAGGUUAGUUUUUCUUCUUAAUGAGAUAAAUUCCCUUGUAUUUAAAUCCCCGGAUCCGAACUCAUCAUACGAGGAAAGAGAAAACCUUUAUACGGCAAGGAUCCAAGUACUGGCAGAUAAGAUUGAUAGGAUUCAAUUAUGUAUUAAAUCACUUAAAGAGGCCUACGAGAUGUGGCUCUCAUAUAUUCAAACAAUUACCACAAAAAAAAGGGAAGAAAAAGUUUUCGAAUCAAUCCUAGAAGGGGAACAAGGACUGUUUAGAGUAAUACAUGAGGGGCAAGAAGCAAUAAUAACUCUCACAAGGCACAAGAAUGAAAUCGAGCAAAAAUUAGAAGGAAUUUUAAAG
Messenger RNA from Loa loa (African eye worm), 565 nucleotides. RefSeq lists its product as hypothetical. The annotation marks the transcript as partial. The transcript has a single exon. Lineage: Eukaryota; Metazoa; Nematoda; Chromadorea; Rhabditida; Onchocercidae. The record is from RefSeq and is a predicted model, not a curated record.